Messenger RNA from Daktulosphaira vitifoliae (grape phylloxera), 3063 nucleotides. RefSeq names its product cytospin-A-like. Gene Ontology annotation, molecular function: protein binding. The transcript has 12 exons. Gene Ontology annotation, cellular component: filamentous actin; microtubule organizing center. Gene Ontology annotation, biological process: actin cytoskeleton organization. The record is from RefSeq and is a predicted model, not a curated record. NCBI's taxonomy places the organism in Eukaryota, Metazoa, Arthropoda, Insecta, Hemiptera, Phylloxeridae. The coding region runs from base 171 to 2648 and encodes 825 amino acids.
AAUCAGCCAUCUCGUAGUCAUCGCUGUGAAGUUUAAACUCUUCUGUCACAGUAUUAUUUUAAACACCUGUAUGGUUUUUUUUUUUUUUAUUAAUCGUUAUAUGUAAAUGUUCUCUUGUUAUACUUUUUAUUUAGAUUUUCUGAAGAUUUGUGUUCUAUAUAAUAUACGUGAUGAAAUUCAAAUCGCUUUUCCGGCGGAACCAUAACCAGGGUAGUUCACCUGAAGGGGUGAGAUCCUAUCAACAACCCUCAGUGACAAUGGAAUCAGCUGUUUUCCCGCCAAACAACAACCAUCCUCAAGGAACGGAAAAACGUCAACAACAAGAAGUCAUGGAUAACUGUGGUGCUACAGCUAUUGGCUUCUCUUCAGUAGAAUCAAUUGAUCGACGUGAGAAUGAAUACAUUGAAGAGUUGGAAAAACUACGCAUGGAAGUCAAUAUGCUUAAGGAACAAAGAGAUGAGGCUGAAAGAAAUUUAGCAAUGCAUAUAGAAAGUGCUCGAAAUGUUUUAUCUUGUACUUCUAUACCCAACAAUAAGGUAGAUGACAGGCACAGACAUCCAAAUUCUGCUCCUGCUUCUAUAGCUCCACCAAUUUCUGCUAGUCAGGAUUUAUUAGAUACACAUGAUUGGGACAAGCAUUCAAACAGUUCUGUUAGUGAAGUUUCUUUAGCAUGUCUUCAAGACAGAAUUAUACAAAUGGAGGAAACUCAUUAUAGUACAAAUGAAGAAUUACAAGCUACACUUCAAGAACUAGCAGAUCUACAGUCUCAGCUCUAUGACCUUCAACAUGACAAUGAACGUUUAGGAAAAGAGAAGGGUGUAUUAUUAGAAUCGUUAUGCCAACAAACAGAAAAACUAGAAGAUGCUCGCACUAAAGUUGAUGCUUUACAAGGAUUAUUCCUUGUUCCAGGUGCUAAUCCUCCUUCAACUUCAACUGAGAGGGAAGAAAAACUUGUUGAACUAUUAAAAAGUGGUCAAGCAGAACGUGAAACAUGGUUAGCAAGACAAGAAGAACUUAUUGGAGAAGCCAAUGAAUCAAAACGUGCUUCAGAAAAUGAAGCUAAAAGAGCUAAUCAGCUUUUAGAAAGAGUUCGUUUUCUAGAAUGCACUGUUGAUAGUAAAAUUGCUGAAGUUAAACAACUUGAUGAACAACUUUCCUUUGCUAAAGAAGAAAUAUCCUCAAAAAAUAUUGAAAUUAAUAGGAAUCAAAUGUUAUUAGAUAAUGCAAGAGCUAAGAUUGAAGAGUUAGAAGCAGCUAGGGAUAAAUUAGGAGAUAAAUCCGAGUUAGAAGAACUCUUAAACCAAACCAGACGUGAAAAAGAUAAUCUAGAAAGUCAGUUAGCAUCCUUACAAGAACGUGUGCAACGAGCAUUUUGUGAAAUUGAUAGGCUAAAAGAGCAACUAACAAAUUCUAAUGAGCAAUGUAAUGUCGCAACAAAUAAUGCUAAAUCUGCUCUUAUAGAUCUUCAAUGGCAAAGAGAUAAAUGGCAUGAAGAAGUUAAUGCGUUAACAGCAGAAUUAAAAAUAGCUAAAGAAGCUGAAGCUGAAACACAAGUACUGUGCCAAAAAUAUGUAGAUGAGAAAAGACAAUUAGCAGAUGUUUUAUCUGAAACUCAAGUUUGUUUGGCAAAUGUAAGAAAAGCUUUAGAUGAAGAAAAAGCUGAAAUUCAAAAUGAAAGAAAAGAAUGGUAUCAAUUUAAAGAAGAUUUAUUAACUACAGUUAGAGUAGCUAAUGAUUAUAAAGAAAUUGUAGAAAAAGAUAUGGAACAAAUUUUACUUGAAAAUAAACGACUUAGAGAAAAAGUAAAAACUUUAGAGGAUCAACUAGAUAAACUGAAGCUUAUAGAGAAGCCUAGAGCACUGACAUGUAAUGCUAAUUCUAUUCUCAAUCCUGUUAUUAUUGGACAAGAGAUUAGUCGUCGUAGCAGUCAUUCUAAACUCUCUAGACAAGAUAGUCAGUUAUCAGUUAAAACAUUAAUUGAAAGUAUUGAAAAUGCUACUAAACAAGCUAAAACAGCUGAGUUUACAAGAAGUAAUUCUACCUCUAGCUUAAAUGGAUUGGUUAGCCUAAAUGAUAAUCAAUCUUUAUGCAAAUCACCUAGAGAAUGUGAUAGUAAAACUCCACUUAGAGAGCAAAAUUCUUGUUCUGUUGAUAGUUCACCAUGUGAAGAAUUUGAUCCAAUUAAAAAGUGCCAAAGUGAUGAACAUCGCACAAAUGGAUUAAUUCUUUCAUCAUCGCGUAGUAUUGAUACUUAUGCACGACUUGGGGGAACUGUUGAAAUAUCUGAACGACGAGAUCCUUUGCAGGCACUUGUGAAAAACGGUGGUUCAAAACGUAAUGCCUUGUUAAAAUGGUGUCAGAACAGAACUAUUGGAUAUCCAAACAUAGACAUAACAAACUUUAGUAGCUCAUGGAAUGAUGGGCUAGCACUAUGUGCUCUUCUACAUACUUAUGUUCCUGAUAAAAUACCUUAUUCUGAAUUAACACCUACUGAAACACGCCGAAAUUUUUCUGUUGCAUUUGAGGCAGCUGAAUCUGUUGGUAUACCAACUACUUUAAGUAUUACUGAUAUGAUAUCACAAGAACGUCCAGAUUGGAAUUUAGUUAUGGCUUAUGUGACAGCAAUUUAUAAACAGUUUGAAACAUAAUUUAAGUGUAAUAUAUAUGCCUGAUGAUCAAAGACUGAUAUUCGUAUAAAUAAAAUAAUUUAAAUGUAAGGCAUAUUAAGACUUAGAAUUUGACUGUUAUGUAAAUAGAAUGAUAUAUAUAUAUAUAUUUUAUAAUUUAUUUUUUUUUAUAAAUAAAUUGUAUUCCACAAAGGCACAAACAUGAAAAAAGUGUAUUCUAGAAGUUUUCUAGUCACCUAAUUUAAGUAUUUUAUAAUUUUUAUAAGUUGUUUUGUCUUAUUUUGUAUGUAUUGUAAUAUAUUUAUUUUUUAAAUUUAAUAUGUUAAUUAAUUCACAUCAAUUUCUUUGUAAAUAGGAUUUAAAAAAAAAAAAUUAUCGAACAUUUUAAUAUAUCUGUAAUUAUAGAUAUACAAAAGUGUUUGAUAUGUUUUUAUGG